CAACCACAACGACUUCAGUGUGAUUCGGAACAUUGGACAAUAAGCAGUUAACAAUUUUCAGUGACAGAAAUUUUACAAUUGAAACCUUUAAAAAAAAUGACUGGCCGCAUUGUAGUGAUAUUAAUUGGAUUGAGUGUUUGGAUUUAUGGAACAAAUGCUUUGGAAUUCACAGACUGUGGAUCGAAGGUCGGUAAAUUUACGAAAGUCCAAGUUUCGGACUGUGUUACUACCAGCGCAGCAUGCAUACUGAAGAAAAACUCCAAUGCCACCAUUUCGAUCGACUUCGAAUUGAGCACUAUUGAACAAUGUACGAAAGUAACAGCAGUUGUCCAUGGCGUCGUGAUGGGUAUCGAGAUGCCGUUUAAUCUACCAAAUUCGGAUGGUUGCUCAAACAGCGGCAUUACAUGUCCGAUUCAAAAGGGCUCCAACUACGAAUACUCGACAACAUUACCAGUUCUGAAACAGUAUCCCAAGGUAAAAGUCGAUGUGAAAUGGGAACUGAUCGAUGAGAAUAAGGACGUGAUUGUCUGUGUAAUGAUACCAGCAAAGAUUCAGUAGAUAAGUUGGAACGUUAAAAAAAUUGUUUUGUAAUAACUAGAUGCUCAGAAAAUUGAAUUAAAAGUAACCAAAGAUCUUAAUGGCAACCAA
This is a messenger RNA of Bradysia coprophila, 648 nucleotides long. RefSeq names its product Niemann-Pick type C-2a. Gene Ontology annotation, biological process: intracellular cholesterol transport. Lineage: Eukaryota; Metazoa; Arthropoda; Insecta; Diptera; Sciaridae. Gene Ontology annotation, molecular function: sterol binding. The record is from RefSeq and is a predicted model, not a curated record.